Messenger RNA from Penicillium daleae, 1002 nucleotides. Its product is annotated as telomere length and silencing 1 family protein. The transcript has 3 exons. NCBI's taxonomy places the organism in Eukaryota, Fungi, Ascomycota, Eurotiomycetes, Eurotiales, Aspergillaceae. The coding region runs from base 1 to 1002 and encodes 333 amino acids. The record is from RefSeq and is a predicted model, not a curated record. Gene Ontology annotation, biological process: mRNA splicing, via spliceosome. Gene Ontology annotation, cellular component: spliceosomal complex.
AUGGAUACUGAAGUCGAUGUUGCGCCUGAAAAUCUCUUUCGCCCUGCGAAGCGACGCAAGUUCGCCCGACGACGCCAAGAUGAUCCCGAAGAAACAACCAGUCUCGCCACCGAAACUGUCGCUGAAAGCACCGACAAAGCUACUGUAGCUCCUGGAUCCAACUUACCAGAUGAUUCUGAUGACUCGACACACGCGACCGGGGUAGUGCGCCUACGCCGACCAAAGACGACUCGUAAGGGAGGCAUUGCAUUCUCCGCCACACGACCAUCGGGCAAGGACGACAGUCGUCAAACGGCGCUGGUCACCACAGAUGACCAGGAGAAGGAAAAGGUUCAGGCCAUGGGGGACCGUUUCCAAAUGUACACUGGACAGGCGGAGGAUGUGGACAGACACAUGAUGGCAUAUAUAGACGCCGAGAUGGCUAAGCGCUACAACCGUAGCCCGCUACCAGACGGCUCACCGGCCGAUCAGUCGGGUUCGCAAGAAACAUCUGGCGCGCCAGCUACACAAGGACAGCAACACGAACGCCUGCCCGCGUCACUGGGCAAGCUGCACGAGAUCGAUCUCGGACAGGAGACGAAGCUGCAGAAUAUUGCCCGUACCGAAGCCGCAACGCGCCGGCUUGCCGGUGACGAAGACUCGCUCCAGCCUGGUGAGCCGACCGAGCGUGUUGGAUCACCCAAGAAGUCAUGGCGCAACCGCAAGCGCCGCACCAGCACAGAUGUCGAGCGCGACCGGCUGGUGGAGGAAAUCUUGCGAGAAAGCAAAUUGGAUGUCUAUGACGAGCCAGAGGAAGAACUCCAGGCGGAUGACCAGGCUGCGGAUGAGCGUAUUGCAGAGCAAUUCCGACGAGACUUUUUGGAUGCGAUUCAAUCACGUCGGAGGACACGCACUACGAAGACGGUUAGUAAGACUGAAGCGCCCAAGGGGCCCAAGUUGGGAGGAAGUCGGAGUGCAAGGGCUGCAAUGCGGGAGUCGCAAGCCCAAGCUGGACGAAAGUGA